GGGCUGCCAUAGUGUUCCCCGGUUCCAGAGAGAUCACCUGGGAUGAUCAAAGCAUUGAUCACGCUACUGCUGGCAGCUCUUGUAGCUGCAGAGCAGAAACGCUCCGCUGAUCCAGAGCCAAGUUUUGCCAAUGGAAUUGGAGGCCUGGGCUAUGGACCGGGUCUUGGAGGCGGAUUAGGCUAUGGCUUAGAUGGAGGACUUGGCCACGGAGGUCUUGGAGGCGGAGGACUAGGCCAUUAUGGUGGUCUUGGAGCUGGAAGACUAGGGUAUGGUGGCCUUGGACUUGGAGGACUAGGUCAAGGCGGUCUUGGACUUGGAGGACUAGGUCAUGGUGGUCUUGGACUUGGAGGACUAGGUCAUGGUGGAUUUGGACUUGGAGGUCUCGGCUUAGGCCUAAACGGAGGAUAUGGCGGUGGGUACGGAGGUUAUGGAGGUCUCUUGAGUGCUGGAAACUAUGCUAAUGGAUACAGCCAUUCCAGCGGAUACAAUCAUGGGAACCAUAUUGUCAAAGCUUUUGACGGGAAAGGAGGUGUUGUUAAUGCUCAUCACAACAUAGGCAGGCGAAGUGCAGAUCCUGAACCUGGAAUCGGCCUUGGUGUUGGAGAAUUUAGCUAUGGUCCUGGAACAGAACUCUACUGAGGUCAUGGAAACCUUGAACUAGAGGACUUGGAUAUGGCUUAGAUCUUAACGGAGGAUUUGGAGGCAGAUAUGGAGGCUGAGGUCGUCUUUUGGAUGUUGGUAGCUACGCCAGUGGAUACAGUCAUUCGUCAGGAUAUAAUCUCGAAUAUUACAAAGUCCAAGGAUAAGGUAUUGGCGGUCUCUCAAUUGCUCAAGCUAUCAUCUGACGUAACCUUUAUCUAAACCGUUAUUCCUAAAA
Molecule: messenger RNA, 877 nt
Organism: Macrobrachium nipponense
Lineage: Eukaryota; Metazoa; Arthropoda; Malacostraca; Decapoda; Palaemonidae
Product: acanthoscurrin-1-like
Exons: 2
Coding region: 43-639 (198 amino acids)
Source: RefSeq, a predicted model, not a curated record